Messenger RNA from Trichosurus vulpecula (common brushtail), 2720 nucleotides. RefSeq names its product chromosome 4 C17orf80 homolog (gene MTNAP1). Lineage: Eukaryota; Metazoa; Chordata; Mammalia; Diprotodontia; Phalangeridae. Bases 706 to 2439 code for a protein of 577 amino acids. The transcript has 5 exons. The record is from RefSeq and is a predicted model, not a curated record.
AGCCGACGAGGGAGGUGGCCUUUUUUGUAGUCCUCUUAGGAGCGUCCGGAGGUAGCAAAUGGAGUUUCUGCAAAGAAGGCGGGCGUGCCUUAGGCUUUCCUAAACUUUCCCGAAGAGAGGCGGGGAGCUCUCAAAGUGAGAACCUGAGUUUUGAGGAGUCCCCCAAAAGGGAGAGCCGGUAGUGGAUGCGAUGCUCCGAGAUGGGGACUGUGACUGGGUGGCUGGGGGCCGGCUUGACCUCCAGGCUCCUGGAAUCCUAACCCUCGCCUUCCUCGGAGUUUAGAGCCGGUGGUAGGGAACGGGUCCAGACUCGGAAAAAACCCGAGCAGCUGAGCAAGUUACAAAGAAGCCAUGACCCUACAGCACAGGGACUCCCGAGGAGGAGUCCAGGCCCGAGAAGCCUCCUUAGGGUCUUAGGCUGUAGAACUAGAAGGAACUCUGGGGGCCACUGUGCAUUUGAGAAUAUCGAGGCCCAGAGAGGGAGUGCGACUGGAUCAGUGUAACACAGCUACUUAGCGCAGAACCGGUAGGAGAACCCAGGUUUGCGGACUCCCAAGUCCCUAGGUCCUUUCCAUCACACCUGUUGCUUGUACUCCCCUCCUUCCUUCGAAUCGAUAGAAGAUGUAGUGGAGCCUAGGGGAGGGAAAAGAAAAGGGGGACGCUAGAUUCCGUGAAGCAACAAGAAGUUCAAGAACCACGUGGAAGAUGGCAGACAUCUUACCCCAAAAGGAGCAGUGUCCCUACUGUAAGAAACAAUUUAAACGGUUAAAGACUCAUUUACCUUACUGUAAGAAGGAAAGAGCCAUUCUUCCUUUUAAUUCAGACAUCACUCAUUCCAAGGCAGUUUUGUUCCAAGCCCCCAAAUCAAAGGAGCUACUGACAAAAAGUGUUGGUGAAGAGGCAUGUAAAAAAAGUCAAAGUAAAAGAAGAAACACUAACCUUCCAAAGGGUAGACUACAUGGUGUUGACUUAGAAAUGAGAACCGCUGUGCAGAUGAGUGAGGAUAUAAAGAAGCAAAUGAAAAUUAUCCCUCAAAUGACACUGAAUCCUAUUAGACCAAAAAGGGUUGUGUUUCUGGCUGAGAAUGGGCGUAUGCUCUCUGCAGCAAAAAAAUAUUCCAAAGCAAAAUUCACAAAAUAUUUACCUAAAUCAGGGGAAAACAAGAGCAAAAAUCCUUCAGAAAUGUUGCGGGGGAGCCCUUCCAAACAGCCUUCUACCAGUGAAGAUAAAAAACAUUUUUCAAGCUUGCUAAAUGAUUUCGGAAUUGAGCACUCAGGACAGAAAUUGCCGACCGAAACAGUGGACUUGCCUUUCAGUAUUUGUGAGAGUUUUCCAAGUCUCGAUAGGAGGCAGAAUCCAUAUGCAACUUUACAAAGCAAUGAGAAAGUUGCUAAAGCUAAGGACCGCAUUUCAGAAGCUUUACACACUGUCAAUAACUCUGAGACCCAGAGAAAAAUCACAGGAUCAUUCUUCUCAGCCAAUUAUGGAAACUCUUCAUUGUACAAGACACUUCAACCCGGGGGAAUGGAGAACCAGCACAUCAAACACAGAGCAAAGAAAAAAGAGUUUCACUUUGGGUUAGAGGCAGCUGGAAAGGUUAGUUGCAAUAAAGGAUUUGAAGGCAAUAAAUCACCUGAGGUAGAAAUAUCAAAAUCUGAUUACAUGAGAGAUGGCCCCAGGAAACAAAUUAAUAAUGAUUUAGCUGCAGAAAAGACACCUCACCGUGACAAUCCUGAUUCACCUUUGUUCCCUUCAGGGAAGCUAGCUUAUGACGAGGCUCUUUCUUUGGCAGAUUUAGGUAACCAAAGCCUCUCUACUUUGGUUUUAAAAUAUCUACAAGAAGAGGAAGAUGAGUACAAGGCUUCGGUCACUCCAGCUGAUCCAGUAGAGAAUAAGAAACCAGUAUCUUCCGAGCCUGACCUUGAACCCAAGACUUGGACAACAUACACUGAAUGUCAUCAGCAGCCUUUAAACCCAGCCUGCCAUUGUGCUCCUAAAAACUUGACCAGUGGUCAUGUUGAAGCUACUGGCAGCAAAAGUCCACCUUCGUCUUUGGGGUUAGAGUGGUUUCCAGAAUUCUAUCCUGCGUAUCUACAUCUGGGGGUGUUACCAGGGAGACCUCAGAAGGGGGAUAUUGAGGUCCAGAAACGUCACCACAACUUCCCAGAGGAAGAAAGAUUCACAAAAGCUCCUCUUUUGGAAAGAAGCGUGAUGGAUGUAAACACUGGAAAGCCUCCAUCUUGGUUUACAAUCUCCAAUUUCUCUUUAAUGGGACUGCUGGGAAAAGUACAAAAAGCCUGGAUUAAAUACCCAAAAUAUGUCAGCUUGAAGAAGGGUAGCGUCGGUGGCAUCACCAUGCUCUUUGCUGGAUACUGGGUCCUUUGCUACAGCUGGAGUUUCAAGCACCUGAAGUUGCAGCGUUGGCGCAGGCACCACUGAUCUGGAUACCACGUAUCAUGUCAAGAGUUCUUCUAAUAGACUGGAAGAGAUACAGUGAGAACCACUGCAAUUUAUGUAGAAGCUUAAAAUUUCAAUUGGGAAGUGGGAGGUGGAACAGGAAAGUUCCUGAAGCAUAUUAAAAAUAUUAGUGCUACAUGUAUGAUCUAUAUAAAAUUGUUUGCCUUUAUGGGGGAGGGGAGGGAGAGAAUUUGGAACUUAAAAAAAAAGAAUGUUAAAAAUUCUUACAUGUAAUUGGAAAAAAUAAAUAAAAUAUAAUUUCU